AUGGAACAGCGCCAGGCACGCCCACCAUUCUUCUCAUCCACCUUCAUCAUCCUGCUCCUUCAUUCCGUCCGCAACAGCCACGUUCCGAUCCGACUCUCCCUACACUUCACAAGGCGGCAGCAUCCGGACAUUACCCCCCACAAGAACGCGUCUCGAGACAAACAACGCACAUUCAUCAUGUCGGGCAAAUUCCGUCUUCAUCCUGAACCAGGCACCGAACGUCACGCGCCGUUCCGUCUGGGCUCCGCCAUCUACAACACGAUCAGGACGGGCGGACUCGGGUCGGGACUGCUCGUUCCGCACGUGCUGCUUCCGAUCUACGGCAUCUAUGUGGUGACGCACCGCUCGGGAUACUGGACGCCCGAGUUUGAGCGCGGAUUGACCUUUGCGAUUGCGCUCCUGCAGGGCGUGUCGUUCGGCUCGGCGAUUGCGCUGGCCAUCGUGCGAUACAGCGCAUCGGGCAAGGCGAUCAAGGGACGACGCAUCGAAAAGACGGCGACGGACAGCGAGGAAAGCUCGCAGCACCGCAUCGAGGUCGCCCUUCGCGCAUCCAUCUACCUGUUUGCCGCGACGAUGCUGUGGGAGUACCUCGUACACUCCAAGUUUUCGCCCAUCACAGACGAGCAGGCGCGCCACACCUCGUCCGGAUUCCUCACAGCCACAGGCCCGCUGCGAAGGUUCCUCAGCAACGAGAGCAUCCUGCCCCAGCCGGACGAGGUUCGCGACCAGGUGUCGGGACUCGGUCUCAACCUGGAGGGCAAGGUAAACGACCUCCGAAACGCCGUGAAGAACUCGCCGCGCAUCCACGUGCCCGGCACCCAGGCUCCACCCAAGAGCCUCUUCCUCCGCGCCUACCAGAAGGUUUGGUAUUCGAUCACCGGCGGCCCUAGCGGCCUCAACCUCGGCCUGUUUGAGAUCGGUCCCAACGUCCGGAAGUAG
This is a messenger RNA of Moesziomyces antarcticus, 939 nucleotides long. RefSeq lists its product as uncharacterized. Lineage: Eukaryota; Fungi; Basidiomycota; Ustilaginomycetes; Ustilaginales; Ustilaginaceae. The transcript has a single exon. The record is from RefSeq and is a predicted model, not a curated record. Bases 1 to 939 code for a protein of 312 amino acids.